AGCACGCAAAGCGUUCUUCUUUUUGACAGUUUUCCUUGAUCUGUCAGCUGAAGUAAACAAACAGACGACGCACGAAGGAGAUAUGGCCGCAGUGACAGCUAAAUCCAUAUUAUUUCUCGAAGAAAACCAAUAUUCAAACUUUGAAUGGAUUGGUGAGAGUGAAGAUGGGUCUCUUCUUUGUCGCUGGGAGGAGGAAGUCCUUGUUCGUGGACCAGUUGAAGGAGGCAGUGGUGAGGGAGGCCCAGAAGAAGGUACAAGUUCAUUGGCCUUUGCUACUCAGAUUGCUAUUGCAACUCCAGAUUUGCAUUCCACCCAGGUCUUAUACACAUUUGACAAGGUUGUACCAGUGGUCCAAGCCUCUGUCAAUGCUUCCAGGAACCUUCUAGGUUUUGUUACUCGACGGCACAUUGGUGAAACAAAUAAAUAUGCUGCGUAUGUUGCUGAAAUUGCCCCUCAAGGAGGUGUUUUUUCUCUCAACAUUGAUUCGUCCCGACAGAUUUUUCUUGAAUUUCUCCAUACAGAAGAGAGUGGAAAACCUCUUGUAGAUAGUUGGAUAGCCAAGCUUCUUGUUUUUGUACAUCGAGAAUCUAUCGCCAUAUAUUCCUUCCCUCUAAGUCUGAAAGAUGGUGCCUCUUGGGUUGUUGAUGACCAGCCAUUAACAGACUCCGUUGUACGUUCAUUUGUAUGGGCGCAGUGGGAACCUCGUCAUAAUCACUUAUAUUAUCUCCAUUAUCGACCACCACCUGAAGUUGGAUUAACUUUGGGCUCAGGAGAGAGUGAGGAGGAUGAAAUGAGACCACGCCCAAUGCUUACAGCCUUGCAGUUUCAUCCCAACAAACCUCAUGAGACUGUGCUGAACGUGCCACUUGAAUUAUCAGGCCUAGAGCAUUCUCCAAUGGAUUUGAGUGGAGAUUACCGUGACCAGGGAUUGUUACACUCUGCAGGGGACGCUUGGCUGGAUUUACGGGUUGUGACUUCUCCGUCUGGUGCUGUUUGCAUUUGUCAUCACUAUAUAUAUAAAUCACGUCUAGCAGAAACGCCUGCUGAUCCAGAGAGUUGUGAAGUGUACUUGGCAUAUUCAGUAACACUUCUUCAUCAUGGUUGUGUACUACACAGUGUUGUACCAGGAGUGCCAUGGGGUCAUGCCCAUUCUGUGCUGCCAACAUACUCACUGUUUGGAGAACACUAUUUGUUGGUGAUUGUGCCUGGUGUUUGUAUGCACAUGCUUGAUAUUGGCCUGGACCAUUUGCCCAACAACCACAUUGUUACAACCCCUCCAGCUCAACUUCUUCCCAAUGCACAAUUAUAUCAGAUAAUUGGUGGUAAGGUCACCUCUGGUCGCAGCAUGACUUUUAUAGAUGGUGUCAAUCAGAUGACUGUGGAGGUACGUGUUACAAAGGAAUCGCUCUUCUCUCUCUUCAAGAGUUCUCCCAUACUCAGCACACGGUUAGCUAUACUGCACUUGACUGCAGUUCAUGAUAAAGAUCAUGACCUUUCAAGAAAGCUCAUGUGGAGUGUAUGUGAAGAUCUUUACAAUCUUGACACCCCAGCCCUGCUACAGAUACUUGGUCAGUGAACGUAUGCUGCUGUCCACAAACACAUAGAUUCAGAUGCUGGUCAUCUAAUCUCCCUUCUUCCCAUCACGACAGCCCCUUUCACAUCAGACACUGAAUAUAUCGAAUCGCCCGUUGAAGAAAAUGUUAGAAUAUCCUACUGCUUCCUAGAAAAUGCAUGCAUCAUGCUGCUGUCACCACGAGAACGGGUUGUGAGAUCACUUUCUGACACUUGGACAAAACUUUGGGAGCACACUAGCCGCAGGCACCACAAUCGCUUUAGUCUUACAGAUGUUGUUGACAAGCUGAUGGUUUCAUUAGACUCAUACAAGCCUGAAGCUCUGUCUAGAGGUAGCACUCCUGUGUCUCCUGCAAGUCCUCUUGUUGGUGGCCUCACCAUCACUUCCUUGGGUAUCACUUUGGCUCAUCUCAUGUUUGACCCUCUCCCCUUCAAUGAAGCAGAAAACACAACUUCAUCAAAAUUAGAGCACCUUCUCUCAGUGACUUUAAGAGAACUAAGUAUGUACUGUUUAAAGCAUUUUCCACAUGAAUCUCCAAUGCGAGUGCAUGCGGUCGCCAGUAAAUAUGUUUGCGCACAACUUCAGGUGUCUCGUCGAUUAUGUUCAAUUCUCUGUUCAUCACAGACCUUGAUUCCUACAGAAAAGGGUGAAAAAGGCUUCAGUUUUAUAGAGCAGCUGGAUGAAGCUGUUGCCAAUCGUCUCUUCACUCUCCUAGAGCGUUAUCAUUCCGCUACGGAAGCUGUGGCUUAUCCACUCCCACAAGGCUACAACUCUUUCUUGUCAUAUCUUGCUUACAGAUGUUUACCUCAUCAUGUCUUCAUGCAGUAUGUCAGAAGAGGUGUUCUCCAGCUGAAUGUUGAUGUACUAAGAGAAAUUAUUUAUGACUUGGAUGACUUACCCAAAAAUGUGGAACGAAAGCUAGAGAUUGUAUCGUCUGUACCAGUUGUUCGAAGUCUGAGGGCAUUGCAGUACUGGCAGCAUCCAAUGUCUCUGAUACUGCGAUCAAGAUUACAUGCUGCGUCUAUUUUAGCCGGAGAAGGGCCAGGGCAACCUCGUACCCCUACUCAGUCUGGCAGGAUUAGUGCUCAACAUCUUCAGAAUAAAGGUCUGACUGCUUUUCCAACAGCUGAUCGUUUGUCUCCAUUUGACACUUUCUUAGACCUGCUAACUGCUAAAGCUAACCUUACGGACAUUGAUGUGGGUUUGCUUUAUGAAGGAACAGUCGCCUCAUGUGAAUACAUUAAGCCAGCAAUCGAACAUGAAAUCACAGUUACGCAAGGAUAAACAUUUUGCCCAAAUCAUUGUUAUUUCUCUUAAUCUAGUCUUUUUUUCUAAUACAAAUUUUUCUUCUUUUUUCAUUGUUCAUACUUCAUCAUCCUUCAUUCAUUAUUAUAGGUAUCCUUGUUAUUAGUAAUAACCUAACCUUAUCCUUGGUUAGUGAUAUAGAAAAGCUAUAUAGUACUAUGCCUACAGCAUUCAAAAUUUUGAAUGCAUGCAAUACAUAAACUUGUACACUAAUUUGAAAAUGUCAAAGGAAGGAUGUGAUGUGUAAUUUAUUACAGGUAACAAAGUACUUGCUAUUAUAAAAUUAAUUUCUCAAUUUGUUUUAGUUUAAUAAUCUGACUGUGGUAAUAAUGAAAGAAUUGGAAGUAUGAAGGUACCUUUAAAUAUUGCUUAUAGUUUUCUUACCAUAAUGGUGUACUGUAGUAAAUUAUUAUACCACACUCACUGGUAGUUACAGGUCACAAAUUUGUGUUAAAUGAAUAAUUCUAUGAGCUGAUGAGGAAGCAUAUUGCGCUUUUGUUCAGUACUUUUGUAAUUAAAUGAUGUGGCCUGUUGAUGCAUGUGUGUUAAUGUCAGGGUUGCAGUCAAAAUGCAAGGAAAAUCUGCUGUUUAAGGUCAUCCUUCAAAGAACAUAUUAUUAAAGCUUCUUUAAGUCAUGUGAUAUUCUCUUCACUCAGAUUUUAUUGUAAAUUAAACUUUAAAAUGAAUAAUAAUGUAUGUAAUGACCUUAAGGAUGAAAAACUAAUUGUUUUAGAGCUCAUUUGUUUGUGUUAUAACUCAGUUGAAGAGAAGUAUGAUCAGAAGUAUUCCAUUUUCAAUUAAGUGUUUGUUGUUGCUGGCUUUUUGUUCUCGAUUCCUUUGGUAAGUAUUUUAAUAAUUAUAGUUGUAACUUGAAAGUAUUUGUUAUAUAAUUACCAAUUACAUAUUUUAAGGUACCUGUACUAAAUUAUGACCAAAUUUGUUGAGAUGCUUAUGUCAUAGUACAGCAAGUUAUCUACUUUUAUUAAUGAAAGUGUUAGUAGAGUUCAAUAUAUUUGUUAUUGUGUUAAUUUUUAAAGAAGUAAUGCUCACAAAGAUUGUGCCAAAGAAUAGAAGUAUAGUACUAGUUUUAUUAUUUUAUACCAUCUUCUUAUAUGACCGUUGCGUGAGUUACAUAUUUAAUUAACCCUAGCAGAUCAUAGAAAUCAUUGAAUUCUCUCAUUUUUUGGUGUAAUCUGUAUAAUCCUGAAAUGUUAGAAAAGAGUAGCAAAAAUAGGGGAAAAAAUUUAACCUUUUGUAGGGAGGCUGUGAGUAUGUAUGUACAGUUACAAUGAAUGUUUAACUACAUAGCUUACAGAUUUAUAUCAGUGCUUAAGGUGAUUGCUGUUUGCCCAGUAACCAGAUGAUAUGUUGAAAACAUUAUUUCAAUGUUAUUUCAGUUAGUAGUUGAUCAUAUUUUUUAAUCACAGUAACCCCAGAAGAAAAUCCUUGUUAUGUCAGGAGUUGGAGGUUUCAUACUAAAGAGAAUACAGUAUAGUGCUUUUUCAUUACUUAUGUUCCAUUAUAGGACAACACACAAACUGAAGUACUUACACAUGACUGUAUCAUGUUUCAUAUCCUUCAGGUGCCAACUUUCAGUUUAAUGUAUUCCAUGAUUAGGUUGGAAAUGCAUACUAAUAUCAAAACUUAUGCAUUAGAAACACUGAUAUUUAUUAUGAUAUCAGUACAUAUAGAUAUUAGUAUAGAUUCUGAUAGUAAAACAUUUAGAUCAUUUGGUUGGUCUAUUUUUCAGACAGAACAACAGAUAGCACAAAAUAGUUCUGUAUCAUAGAUUUUUCUAUCAGUAACUCCAUUUUGAGGCGAAGUAAUACAGUACGUAUUAGCUUCAAAAUUAAGUUAUAUAUUAAAAGUUACGCAAGUGUCUGGUUUCUGUCUAGCCCCAAAAGGAGAAAAAUAUCGCAUGAAAGCAUUACGUACUGUAAUACAGUACACUAAUUAAUUUUUUUUUAUUCACAAAAAUUUUCAGGGAACCAAGAUUCAGAAAUAUCUAUUACACAGUUGUAAAGUAUUUUUGUUUAAUCAUAUAUCUUUAUUCUUAACUAUGGAAUGUUUCAAGAUUUAUGGAAAAGAUGACAUAUUAUUAAGAAUAGUUUAAAUUAAAUUUAUAUAUUUAUGCUGUUCAUCACUGAUAGCAUAACACAAAGUUUACAUUCUCUUUGAUAUUUUAUAAGUGUUGUGGUGAUUAUACCAGUCAGUUGUAUCUGUUUAUGUCAUACAUAUGUACCUUAAUUUAGGCAUGAUGCCUGGUACUGGGACCCAAGGGACUCGUGUGGUGAUUAAGUCUAAGCAGGUUAAACCGUAGGAAAUGCAAAUUAACCUUCAAGUGAAUUCAGCAGCAUGUUACUUGUGUAGCUGUUGUUAUUCUUGAUGUUUUUAGUUUUAUUUACCAGACACCUUGAAACCUUUUGAAUUCUGUCCACAUAGUAUAUCACUUCUAGAAAUUGGAAUAUAGCAGAAAAGGAUGGUAGGUACUGGUAAAUAACAAUGAUUAAUUUUGAUAAUCCUUUUUAAUUAAAAAUUGCUGUAUAAUUAGAUCUAUACAAAGGUUUUAGAUCCUCAUAUUGUUUACCCAAAACAAUCAAGAGGAUUGUUUUGAAAGGUCUCAAUAUUAUGACAUUGGAUGUUUCACAGUCAUAAUUAAAAUCCAUUUUAUACUUGCAUUUUCAUCUUUCCAAAUGGAGUUUUCUAAAAAAGUUUUUUGAAUUAUUAGUUGUUUAGCUAUGUGAAUCCCGUUGCUUUUCGGGUGUCAAGGUUAUAUAGUUAUACAAUACACUUUUGUUGUACAGUUGGAGAUACUCUUUAGUUUAGAGGAAUUUCAGUUAUUUUUUCACUGUUUUUUAGAUUCUGCUUAUUGUAAGGUGUUUUAUUGUACAUCAUAAAUGUGCCAAAUAUUACAUUAUGAAUUCUUUUCAAAGGUAUGAGAGUUGAUUGUGUAGUUGUCUAUUACUAAUAAAGCCUAAAAAGUAUAAGACAUUACUGCAUCUCUAUUGCUAUGAAAUUGUUGUUAUAUCUAUAAUUAUUUCCUGUUCCCUGUUAAACAGUUCAUAUUGAACUGAUCACCAUAUGUACUUCCUGUCCCUCUGACCUCAAAGAUGCACCCCAGUUUUGACUAACAAAUUUUGAAAAAAAAUCUUUUACUGCAUAAUAAGUUUACUAAACCCAAAGUUUAAUAUUUAGCUUUCCAGUAGGUACAACUACCCACAGUAGAGCUAUAUCUAUGCUAAGGUUCUCCAAUUCAAAAAUUCAUUGUUUGCUGCUGUUGUGGUUUUUAUCUUCACUGGAGUAUCAGUAUCAUUACCAACAAUAAUAACAACAACAAUAACGUGUGGGUUUAGAAUCAUAA
Molecule: messenger RNA, 6239 nt
Organism: Macrobrachium nipponense
Lineage: Eukaryota; Metazoa; Arthropoda; Malacostraca; Decapoda; Palaemonidae
Product: protein pigeon-like
Biological process (GO): positive regulation of amyloid-beta formation
Cellular component (GO): trans-Golgi network
Source: RefSeq, a predicted model, not a curated record